Messenger RNA from Fonticula alba, 1506 nucleotides. RefSeq lists its product as hypothetical. The transcript is spliced from 3 exons. Bases 1 to 1506 code for a protein of 501 amino acids. The record is from RefSeq and is a predicted model, not a curated record. NCBI's taxonomy places the organism in Eukaryota, Rotosphaerida, Fonticulaceae.
AUGUGUCGGGCCGGGUGGGGGGCCAGCUCGCCCCUGCAGCAGCUGGACUCCAUCAUCGAGCAGACUGCCCUGGCCGGCGUCCCGCCAACCGGGCUGCUGGCCCUGGCGCGCAUGCUCCGAGCCCGCCUUUCUGACCCGCAGGCCAUCCUGCUGGACCGCCUGGCUGACGCCCUGCACUCGGCCAGCCGGGUCAUGCUGUCGACCCUGCUGUCCUGCCCGGCCGGGGUGGACGCCCUGGACACGGUCAUCAGCCAGGUGUUCGACCAGCUGGUGGAGGUGCUGGAUGCGCUGACUCCGCCGGAGGAGGAGGAGGAGGCGCAGGGGAAGGGCCGCCGGGCGCCGGGGCCCGGGCAGGCCGGCGGCCACACGCUCGGCGCCCUGGCCGGGGCCCUGCCAGCCGGGGCGGUCCUGCCCCUGGCGCUGGCCCUCUGCGGCUGGGUGUACUGCCUGCUCGGGGCGUGCGACCGGCACCUGGCCCGGCUGCGGGCCACCGGGGCCCGGCGCUCGGGCGGGGCCUUUCUGGCGGCGGCGGCGGCGCUCGGGGCCGGGCCCGGGGGGUCGGCCGGCGACGCGGCCGGCGACGUGGAGUCGGCCUGGCGCCGACGCGACGCGGCUCUGGCCCUGCGCCUGCGCCAGUGGCCGGGGCUCGGCGGGCCGGCCGGGCCGAGCCGGGUCCUGGCCCGGCUGGACCGCGUCCGGCGCGGCCCCAGCCACCUGGCCGCCGAGCACCCGGGCGAUCUGUCCGGGCCCGGGGCCAUCUUCCGGGCCCUGGUGGCCCUGUGCCAAAUGCUGCCGGACCGCCGGGCGGAGCUCCGCCUGCUGGACCCGCCGGAGGCCAUGAACAGCUCCUGGGCGCCGCCCUUCUCGCCGGCCGGGUCGCCGGACCCGCUGGAGGUGGCGGCCGGGGCGGCCGGCCAAUCGGACCCGGGCGGGGCCCGGGCCGGCGGGGCCCGGCCGGCGGCCACCCCCGGCCUGGCCGGCGUCGCCUCGCCCCCGGACCAGCCGCUGGCCGCCCUGAGCAGCUACCUGACCGGGGCCGGGCGCCGGGCGCGCAUCGCCGGGGUCCUGCCCCCGGGCGGGGCUCUGGCCCGCGGCGGCCGGGCCAUCCUCAGCACCCUGCUCGGGGGCGGCCCCGAGCCCGACGCCGGCCGGUCCGACGGCCAGGCACCCGGGCCCGAGCCGCCCAGCCCGGCCGGCCGGCCACGCACGUCGUCCACCGGGCCCGAGCCCCGGCCGGCCGGCCGGGCGGACCACCCCCGCGCGCCCGAGCAGCCCGCCCCGCCGGCUGGCGCCGAGCCCGGCCCCGGCCCCGGCCCCGGGCCCGGCCCCUCGGCCACCGGAGGACCGUCCACCCUGCUGGUGGUCCUGCUCGGGGGAACGACCCCGGCCGAGGCGGCCGACUUGCGCCUGGCCGGCCAGCGCGCCGGCGUGCGCGUCAUCCUCGCGGCCACCGGCCCCGGGCUGUGCAACUUCGCCGACGCCGGCCGCGCGCUGCUGCUGCCCUAG